Messenger RNA from Exophiala spinifera, 1989 nucleotides. RefSeq lists its product as uncharacterized. Bases 1 to 1989 code for a protein of 662 amino acids. NCBI's taxonomy places the organism in Eukaryota, Fungi, Ascomycota, Eurotiomycetes, Chaetothyriales, Herpotrichiellaceae. Gene Ontology annotation, biological process: regulation of DNA-templated transcription. The record is from RefSeq and is a predicted model, not a curated record. The transcript is spliced from 4 exons. Gene Ontology annotation, molecular function: DNA-binding transcription factor activity, RNA polymerase II-specific; zinc ion binding.
AUGUCGCAAAACUGUCUGAGGCCUCUGGCCCCUGCGUCACCGAUUCGCCCCGCUCAGAUUUCCGACCCAAACAACUUUCGAUUACCGACCAAACAGCGACGGAAUACCACAACAGCAUGCACCGCUUGUCAAAAACGUCGUACCAAGUGUGACGAUUAUACCCGUUGUGCAGCCUGUUUGGCGAGACAAACAGAUUGUAUCCGCGAAACGGAAAAGGAUGGCCGCAGGAGGAUGGUGUGGAAGGAAAAGAUCGAAGAGUUGGAAUUGGAUCGAAAAAUGCUCUCCGAUUUGAUGGAGGCGAUCCGGAAUGGUGAAAAAGAUCAGGUGGAAAACCUUGUUGGUAUAAUCCGAACGACUACGUCGAAUGAGCAAGUCUCCAGCUAUAUUUCCACGAACUUUUCUCGCGCAGCAGAGGAAGGACCGCCCUACAAGGCUUCAACAUGCCAGCAGCCGCAGCAGUCACCUGCAAGUCGUUUGUUCAGAGCCACAUUGGGAACCAUUAUGCCCGUGUUCGAGGUACCAGCCAAACCUUGGACGACCGUCACAGAUGAUGACGGGCUCGUGUCGCAUCUCCUAUCACUAUGGUUUACAUGGCGCCAUUGGUGCUAUCCGUUUAUUGAUCGCGAUACCAUUGUCUCGGCCAUGCAAUCUGGACGCGAGAAUGAUGGAAUAUGUACGGUAGCUUUGGUGAAUAUGAUCCUGGCAGAUUCUUGCUUUGAUUAUGACAUUCUGGAUAACGGUCAUGUACCUCCGUCGAACGAGAAACCCCUACAAGAUCUCUUUUACGAGGAAGCCAAGAGAUAUGCAGAGACAACAACGCAGAAGAGACUCAUACCGUCGAUACAGUUCAUGGCGAUCCAAUGGAUGUUUUUAGAGAACCGCGGUAUUAAUAAGCUCGCCAAUGUUAUCAUGCGAGAUAUGAUCGACCAUCUAAAGCAGUUCAAAAAGCCUAGUCAAUAUCAAGAGGCCAUGACGCAACCUGGAAAAGAGCCAGUCUCUAGUGCGCAGCAACUUGCGGCAUACACUGGCUGGGCUGUGUUCGCCUCUACCACCGCUGCAACUUUUGCGGUCCGAAACCGACCUGUGAUGGAACCUCCUACCAACUGGAAGGCUCCUCUCCAUCGAGGGAACUUGACUGAAGUGUGGUCACCCUACCCCCGUGAUAACCUUCCUGCAGUUCCCCAUCCCAUUUGUUACCUUCAACACCUGAGCGGUUUGUACGAUAUCUGCUACCACAUCAGUCAGCGUGUUUUCAUCGACGACAAUGUGAAUAUCAAAACCGUCACGCGUGACAAUCUGGAAGAGCUUCAUGGUGACUUAACAGUUUGGUACGACAAUCUCUCGGAUUGUGUCCAAGUUACGGGAUUCAAAACACCCCACACUUUGAGUUUAUAUGCCCAGUAUCAUUGGGCUGUGUUGGUAUUAUCAGAAAUGACAUUGACACUACAAGCUGAGGAUGAAGACGAUUCAACACUCGGUCUUCUCGUUCCUGUUGUACGAGCGCAAAACAUGACCUCAGCCCUGGCCAUAGCCGACCUUGUCCACCUUCAGUCGGUGAACUGGGGCGUCGACCAUAUCCCUAUUAGCUUUCUUCAGCCAGUCAACGCGGCCUUGUCUGUCGUCGUCAACGACGUCAAUGGCGAUCAGUGCAAAUCGUCCUUUGUGAAACUGGCUGUAGCUUUGCACGGUCUGUCUCGCCGUUCGGUUUCCGCAGAGAGUAUGUUGCGUGAUUUACAUCUCAGAAUACGUCAACUGCAGCUUAUGUCGUCGAACCAUGUGGAAAACAUGUUCAAAGACGCCGAUGUCCACUUUGAAGGCAGUGUUGUUUCACCUGCUGUUGGUGUGGCGGCUACAGGUGAAGCUGCGAGAGCAUUUGGUGACGGCCUGAUGGCGGAAUCUUAUGAGGCAUUGGUGGAAAAAUGGAGCCGAUUUCUUACUAGAGCUUCAUCUUCUUCAGAUUCAUCAUCCAGCUGGCAGAACGACAAAUGA